Messenger RNA from Dermochelys coriacea (leatherback sea turtle), 599 nucleotides. Its product is annotated as integrin alpha-6-like. Lineage: Eukaryota; Metazoa; Chordata; Testudines; Dermochelyidae. Gene Ontology annotation, biological process: cell adhesion mediated by integrin; leukocyte migration; integrin-mediated signaling pathway. The record is from RefSeq and is a predicted model, not a curated record. Gene Ontology annotation, molecular function: integrin binding. Gene Ontology annotation, cellular component: external side of plasma membrane; integrin complex.
AUGCGAACUCUGUCUUUUGACUGCUGUGUGAACAUAAAAUGCCCCUUGCAAGGCUUGGUCAGCAAGGCAUUUGCUAUAUUAUUUUCAAGGUUAUGGAAUAGUACUUUCCCAGAGGAAUAUUCUAAGCUUAACUCCCUAGAUUUCCUUGUUAGGGAUGCUGCUGCAGCUGAAAACAUUAAGCUCCCAAAUGAAAUUGCUCAAGUGCAAGUUACUGUCUUUUCUGCAAAGACAGUAGCACUUUAUACAGGAGUGCCUUGGUGGAUCAUCUUGGUGGCUAUUCUUGCUGGAAUACUGAUGCUCGCACUGUUGGUAUUUUUACCCUGGACGGAUCAGGGAAAAUGGCAAGGAGAUGGUUAUAACCACCUGGAUCCACACUACUGCAACACCUCUGGCAGAGCAGGGCUGAACUGAAGAAGUGCUCUCUAUGCAAAUGAGCUUUUGCAGGCUUUUCAGAAGACAAGUGAUGCCCGCCCUCUUUGCAACUAGCUGACCCUGGCGCAGCCAAGACUCAGGGCUAAAUUGGAAAGUGUGUUGGAGCAGAAUACUUCCUAGCAGAAUGCAUUUUCUGAAAGGGUGCAAAAUAGGACCUUCAUUCCUAU